CUGUAAUGUACUUCUCUUUGAGACUUUCGAAGUUUGAAGAUUUUCAUUCUCUAUCUUAGGCCUGACGAUAUUCAAGGUUAAAAUAAUAGCGGCCGUCUCCUUUCUCUCGCUACGUUAAUGGGCCGUUCGCGUAGCAGAUCACUGUCUAGUGGUCACAAGUCGAAACCUAGACGGUACAGAAGCCGUUCGCGCGAUAGAAUCAAAGAGCGCGACAGGUAUCGUGACAAAGAACGCGAUAGGAUACGCAUAAGAGGGAACGAAAGGUCGUAUCGAGACCGUCAUCGUCAUGACAGAAGACGGAGAAAAAGAAGUUCGACGGUGUCAAGCUACGAUAGUGAAGCAGAGAGACGAAAUCGAAAAUCAAAAAUGAAGGAAAUAGAUAGGAAAAUAGAAGAGGCCCGAAGGAAAGAAGAAGCUGAAAAGCGUGCUCUGGAGCAACGAGAAAGAGAACGACGGUUGCAGGAGGAACGUGAACGAGAGGCGGAAGCAGCCAGGCAGUUAGAAGCUCGGGUUACAGAGGCUUUUGAAGCUGCUUUAGUAGAUAGGGCUGAAGACCUCCAGGCUGAAUUGGAAAGAAGAUAUCAAGCGGAAAUUGACCGGAGAGUUAAAAAUAAACUAGAUGAGAUCGAACGUGAAUACCAAAGCAAGCUGGAAGAGCAGAGACGUAUGGAGGAGGAGGAAAAACGUAAACAAGCAGAAUUGGACAAAAUACUUGAAGAGAAUAAUCGCAAACUCAUGGAAGCUAGGCGUAGAGAGGAUGCAUAGUGGGUACGUCUUAUCACGACGUAACACAGAAAUCAUAAGUUACAUAAGGCGUAGAGUGAAGUAACAUUUUUAUUUAAAAAGUAAAUUUAACGUGCGAAAAUAUUUCGAGUAUAAGUUUAUAUGCAUAAUCAAACCAUAUUUCUUUUAAAUCGAGAAAAUUUAUUUACCCAAAUACCACCAAUCAAUAUAGGUAUAUUUAAAAUAUUUGCAUCACCAUGGUAAAUGUUAGUUGGGAAACCUAAUCUUCGGUAGUUUGUUCAGAGAAAUCUCGUUGAACUAAUCUUUGAUUGAUAUCGAUGUUUAACGGAAUCCGGGAUGUGACCCUUACGGCUUCAUAAAGUUAAGUUCCUCUAGUGUAAUCAUUAACUUGAAAGUAUACAGAAAUGACUUCGUAGGAAUCAAAAUGGGUCGUGAAAAUGUGACUUUCUUAGUUGUAUUUAAAUAAGCUGACAAACUAAGAGGAACAAAAUGCUGUAUACAGAGUUUUGUAUACAUUCAAAAACCUAAUUCCUUAUCGUUUAUGUGUAUCAUUCUUCUACGCUUGUAUCUAUGGUAAUUUAUCUGCUAUAGAUUCUUUUUGUAUUAGUAAAAGUCUUUGGUUAAGGUUUAGGUAUCAAUACCAAGGUUGGGCUUCAUAGUUUCGAAUAAAUUGAGCAUUGUGUAGAGUUAAUAAUAAAUACAUUUUUUGUUACAUCCUAGUAAGUAGAAAAUUUUUCAAGGUAGUAAAAACUUACUUAUGUGGGUAAAACUUCAGAUAAAUAAACACGGUAAAUAGUAGUUUUCCCGAGAAGACUGUUAAAUGUAUUACAUAUGAACCACUACCCGGUUAUCCUCUAUCUUAUGGUGAAGAAUAUAUGUAUCCAACUAUUAUAUAUUGCUGCAUCUUUGAUAACUGCAUAGGGUUUCAUACUGUUGAAAAUCGAACGAACUGAGUCGUUAUAAGUUUCGGUUAAAGUUGAUUUCAAUGACUGUAUUUUAGUUUUCUGUCACACUUAACACAUCUAUGCACUAAAAUGAAACGAAUGUCUUUUAGGACCUUAUGUAACGUUUCCAUUGAUUGUUGUCUUCUCCCUUCAUGUUAUUAUCCAAUGCGACGCUUCUCUUGCUGCUCACAUUACGUUAACUUGAGAUUUUAUAAAUAUGUAAUAGUAUCCCACUUUAAUUGUUUACAGCUGUGAACAGUCUCAAAAUUCUUUGGGACAAUGAAAAAGUACUUGAAUUUCUCCUCCAUAAGUUAGUCGAACUUUGAAACUUGCACUAUGGUUCUUCUUCAUUAUAAAUCAACCAAGAGACCCAUUUUUAAUUUCAUUGGAGUACUUUCGGAAGAUAUAAUUGUUGAAAAUGAAGGGGUGUAGUCGUGUAAAGAAAAAGGACUACCGUCUUUGCUACACUUCUUAGAUUAGUUCAUGUCAAUCUCGAUUCAGGAUUACAAGAAAUCAAACAUAAGGGAUUUAAGCAGUUAAUGUAGAUAAAUACUAACUUUUUCUCGGUUACUUUCAUUGUACUUUUGAUAUUCUGUGGUUUAACCAUAUCAAUCAUUUUUAUAUUUUAUGGAACAAGCUUAAUAUUUGUUUUCUCUGGUCAUGGGUUAUGGCGUAUUGAUUUCAUCUUGCAUAUUCCUGUCUAGUAGACCCCAAAUGCCCUGGUACGGUCGAGAGUGGGGAGAGUCGGCUCUCCCUCUCGAAAUGCUCUCA
Molecule: messenger RNA, 2459 nt
Organism: Schistosoma mattheei
Lineage: Eukaryota; Metazoa; Platyhelminthes; Trematoda; Strigeidida; Schistosomatidae
Source: the annotation of a GenBank genome assembly